Molecule: messenger RNA, 1019 nt
Organism: Mastomys coucha (southern multimammate mouse)
Lineage: Eukaryota; Metazoa; Chordata; Mammalia; Rodentia; Muridae
Gene: Cd38
Product: CD38 molecule
Exons: 6
Coding region: 215-994 (259 amino acids)
Biological process (GO): positive regulation of B cell proliferation
Cellular component (GO): plasma membrane
Molecular function (GO): phosphorus-oxygen lyase activity; NAD+ nucleosidase activity
Source: RefSeq, a predicted model, not a curated record
UGCUCUGGAGUCUGGAAGUAAACAGUUGGAGUGCCUGUUGACAGCCCAAAAGCCUUAUUUAGUCCAGUCACCCCCCUGGAACUCUGAAGCUGGACUAGGGGGUGGGAAAGGAAGCAGAUAAAAGGCAAGUGAAAGAAAGGAGGAGGGGCAGGCUCUGACCCAGCCAGCCCUGUGCUCUCUUCCUGCCUAGCCUGGGCCAGUCUCCAGGAGCCCAAUGGCCAACUAUGAAUUUAGCCAGGUGUCUGGGGACAGACCUGGCUGCCGCCUCUCUAGGAAAGCCCAGAUCGGUCUCGGAGUGGGUCUCCUGGUCCUGAUCGCCUCGGUAGUGAUCGUGGUCAUAGUUCUGUGGCCACGCUCACCCCUGGUGUGGAAUGGGAAGCCUACCACGAAGCACUUUUCUGACAUCUUCCUGGGACGCUGUCUCAUCUACACUCAAAUCCUCCGGCCGGAGUUGAGAGAUCAGGACUGCAACAAGAUACUGAAUACAUUCAAAAGAGCAUUUGUUUCCAAGAAUCCUUGCAACAUCACAACAGAAGAUUAUGCACCACUUGUUAAAUUGGUCACUCAAACCAUACCAUGUAACAAGACUCUCUUUUGGAGCAAAUCCAAACACCUGGCCCAUCAGUAUACUUGGAUCCAGGGGAAGUUGUUCACUCUGGAGGACACGCUGCUGGGCUACAUUGCUGAUGAUCUGAGGUGGUGUGGAGACCCCGGUACUUCUGAUAUGAACUAUGACUCUUGCCCACAUUGGAGUGAAAACUGUCCCAACAACCCUGUUACUGUGUUCUGGAAAGUGGUUUCCCAAAAGUUUGCAGAAGAUGCCUGUGGUGUGGUCCAAGUGAUGCUCAACGGGUCCCUCAGUGAGCCAUUUUACAAAAACAGCACCUUUGGAAGUGUGGAAGUCUUUAAUUUGGACCCAAAGAAGGUUCAUAAACUACAGGCCUGGGUGAUGCACAACAUUGAAGAAGCUUCCAGGUAUGUUAUUGCUUUUUAGUGGAGUGAUAGUCUAUGAAUCAGCA